AGUCAUUCUUCGUUUCGCCUCGGCCCCGGCGGCGUGCGUGCUCGUAGUACGCGACCAGCGGAUCCCGACGGAGGUUAGGUUCGCCGACGUUCGUCCCCGCGCGCGCGUUGGUUGAACAACUUCCUCGGUGUGAACGAUCCUCGAGCGCGCCGCGUCCCACCCCGCGCGUACAAUACCACGUACAUACAUCUCUCACGCGCGCGCAAGAGAGAGAGAAAGAGAGACAGUGUGCCGUCGAGACGACGAGACUUCCCCGUGUUCCGUGACCGACGCCUACGGUAUUCGUGUGUGCGCGUGUGUGUCUAUGUCCGCGCGCGUCCCGUAACGGCGUGCGCGCUCCAAAACGGAUAAAUAAUGUCGAGCAGUGUGUGUCACGCGCCCCUGCCAGCACGAAUGGAAGCGUUCACCACGAGGCUCUGCCUGCGUGCGGUCGACCAGUAUGAGCGGCUCCUGCAGACGCACUUCAAUAAGCCCUCGAGCAAGGAGCAAACGCGAUUGAACGGUCAUGAUUCGAUGGGCAACAAGGACCACCGUCAGCAGAAGGAUGGCUCCAGCAGCGGCGGAAGCGGCAGCAACAGCAGCAGGAGCAGCGGCAGCAGCGGCACUUACAGCGCCUUCCGUCAAUGGCGACGCAGCACCUCGAUUGGUUCCCACAGCAACCGAUCCAGCAGCGCCGGCUCCAGAUCGUCCAGCUCGCUCGCCAAAUUGCCCAACGAUCCGGCCACCAUGCGGAAGAUAGAACAAUUCCCCCUGGUCCUGUCCGACGCGUCGAUGCCGGACGAGGAUCUCUCCUUGAAAUUCCUCGCUCUGAAUGCCCUGGAUCUGACGGCGCCGGCUAGCGACGUGCUCCUGAAGAACCGACUGAAAUCCUGGUUCCAAUUGUCGGGCCACCCGGACGGCUUCGCACCCGCCGGUCCCGGCACCGUCUGGAAGAGGCGGUCGGGCGGCGCCGACAACACGGAGCGCAUCGUUUACGAGGCCUUGAGCAAGGAGGAAGCGUUGCGGGAUUGCAUUCCGAGAUACUACCGGGAGGUCGAGUACAAGGGCGACACGUUCAUCGAGCUGCAGGAUCUGCUCUUCGGUUUCAACGAUCCCCAUGUGAUGGACAUCAAGAUGGGCACGCGGACCUUCCUCGAGUCCGAGGUGUCCAAGAUCACCGCCCGGCCGGACCUCUAUCAGAAGAUGAUCGCCGUCGAUCCGGACGCGCCUACCCAGCUGGAGCACGAGGAGCGCGCCGUGACCAAAUUACGGUACAUGCAGUUCCGCGAGCAGCAGAGCUCGACCUGCAGCCACGGUUUUCGCAUCGAGGCGAUGAAGCUGCCGGGCGCGCCGCCGAUCACCGAUCUCAAGAAGAUCAAGUCGCACAAGGAGGUGCUCGACAUCAUAAGACAAUUCAUCGGCAAGCGCGAGGACACACGUCGAAAGAUCCUCGCGCGCCUCAGGAGCCUGCGAACCAAAAUCGAGGAGUCAGAGUAUUUUGAAACUCAUGAGGUAAUCGGCAGUAGUAUUUUCAUGAUUUACGACAGCGAAAAGGUCGGCGUUUGGCUGAUAGAUUUCGCGAAGACGCGGGAGGUGCCGAGCGGACGGAAGCUCACGCACAGGCGUCCUUGGGAGGAAGGCAACCACGAAGAGGGCUUCCUGUACGGAUUGGACAAUUUAAUUUCAACCGUGGAAGAAGUCCGGCUAGCUCUGUAAAUAUUUUCGAUGUUUCGCGUGAACGGAAUUCAAACGAACUCUCUUCCGCGCUACGAAAACAUCGUUUACUCAUGUACAUAUGACGAGUGAAACAAGUAUUCGUAUUCCAUUCGUUUGUAAGAUUGACUUUUAAUUAAAACGUAAGUGCGCCAGUAUCGCCAAGAGCAUCGAGAAGUGGAGUUAAUUACAAGUGUGGGUAAAAGUGUUGACCGCCGAAAAAGUGGUACACCCGUUUCGCUCACUUUCGGUCACCUUUCGGUCUUAUCGGCACACAAGUUUCCGAUAUCGUCGUUAUUUAUCGCCGUCGAUAUGUAUGUAUAUAUAUUUAACAUGGAAGACUGCUUUCUAUUGCAUUUCACGCGCAUUUUUGUAAGAGACGUAUUUUCCAAAACGAAACCGGCGACACAUUAUUCUGUGUACAAACGCGUAAUGUACAAAAAUAGCUUUUAAGAUAGCGGAUAAGUAAUCUAACGUGCUGAGCUAGAACGAAACUUAUUUAUGAGGAGUGCUUACGUCGAAUAAUAAUAAUAAUGUUCUUACUUUUUUUAAAGAGUACUUGUCUCGAAUCGCUUCGUGUUUGAACUUGUAGGAGUAAAUAAAUAAUCUUCCUAUAUA
Molecule: messenger RNA, 2310 nt
Organism: Wasmannia auropunctata (little fire ant)
Lineage: Eukaryota; Metazoa; Arthropoda; Insecta; Hymenoptera; Formicidae
Gene: IP3K1
Product: inositol-trisphosphate 3-kinase A
Exons: 5
Coding region: 355-1695 (446 amino acids)
Biological process (GO): inositol phosphate biosynthetic process
Cellular component (GO): nucleus; cytoplasm
Molecular function (GO): inositol-1,4,5-trisphosphate 3-kinase activity; inositol tetrakisphosphate kinase activity
Source: RefSeq, a predicted model, not a curated record